ACCCUUCGGCACCUAAAGUCCGCUCUGAUCCGCUCAGGUGCCGCAGAAAAGCGACGCCGCCGCCGCAGCAGUCCGUGUUCUCCAACCCCGACCGGCCGAGCCGCCCUCCCUCUCCUCCCUAGCGCCCGCGUGCGCCUCGCAGCUGAGCGCCUGAGCCCCCUCCUCCCCGUCCCCGCGCCUGGACUCCGGCUUUCGUUUCCGAGCGGCCAAUUUUCCCUUUCCUUUCCCUUUCUCCGUUCCACCCUCUCGGCCUUAUUUCCUAGCGGCGACGACAAGGCGAGCAGCCACUGCCAGGUCUUUUGUCGGCCGACCAUCUGGCCUUCGUCGGGCGCCGGCGACGAACAUCCGACAGAUUAGGUUUUUAAAAUGGCUGAAAUAAAAUUCUUUGCUGGACGGACAUAACAAGGCCUACCUGAGAAGGAGGUGCUCUUGUGCAAGGCGAAAAGUUGCAUUGCUUUUUGUUUUUUCCUUGUUGGUCUCUUUGCAGUUGCAGGGACAGGGACAAUAAACACUUUAGUGUGGGAGACUACCAGUAUAUCUUCCUUUUGCAGUUGCAGGGGUUGUGCCUUUGGUGUUGACUAUUUGAACGAUGUGCAGAGUUUAGGCUAAGUAACACGCUACAGAUGUUCAUUAAUGCUCCGCAGUAGGAGAAAUAUUAAAUUCUUCGUUACCAUUGUAAAGUUAUUAUGCUCUUGUUAUUCUGAUAUUAACAAUUUGAGUUAGUGUGCAGAGUAGGUCAUAAGAAGCGGUUGGAAUUAGUUUUGCAAGAACGUGGGACCAUAUAGAGUUAUAUUUUGGGAUUGCAGGUCUUACUAGCUGCUCCUUUUUUGGGGCAGUUAGCCUGAGUGUUCAAAAUGAAUGGGAAAGUCAGUUGGACUUAUUUUGAAUCAUGGCGGAGCACUUGGCUUCAAUAUUUGGUACAGAGAAAGAUAGAGUCAACUGCCCAUUUUACUUCAAGAUUGGGGCUUGUCGUCAUGGGGAUCGUUGCUCACGCAUCCAUAACAGGCCAACCAUAUCACCAACUCUUGUGCUCGUUAACAUGUAUCAACGCCCUGACAUGAUCACCCCUGGGGUUGAUGCUCAAGGCCAGCCAAUUGAUCCCCGCAAGAUGCAGGAGCAUUUUGAAGAUUUUUACGAGGAUAUUUUUGAGGAACUGAGCAAGUUUGGUGAGAUUGAGAACCUCAAUGUCUGCGAUAACCUUGCUGAUCACAUGAUAGGCAAUGUCUAUGUCCAGUUCAGGGAGGAAGACCAGGCAGCUGCAGCUCAUACAGCCCUUCAGGGCCGCUUUUACUCUGGCCGCCCAAUUGUUGUUGAUUUCUCCCCAGUGACUGAUUUUCGUGAAGCGACCUGCAGGCAAUAUGAGGAGAACAGCUGCAAUCGUGGCGGAUAUUGCAAUUUCAUGCAUGUGAAGCAGAUUGGUAGGGAUCUGAGGAAAAAGCUCUUUGGGCGUUACAGGAGGCCACAUAGAGGAAGGAGCCGCAGCCCUAGCCCAGUUCACAGGAGGGAGCGUCGUGACCGAGAUGAUUACCGCCACGGCGGUGGUGGCGGUGGCCGUGGCCGUGAUGACUACCGUGGUGGUGGUGGCGGUGGCCGUGGCCGUGGCCGCGGGGGUGGAGGCAGCAGGCAUGAAAGGUACGAUGAUGGAGGGAGGCGCAGGCAUGGUGGCAGCCCCCCUCCCAGGCGUGCAAGAAGCCCAGUCAGGGAGAACAGCGAGGAACGCAGGGCUAAGAUUGAGCAGUGGAACCGCGAAAGGGAGGAAAAGCAAGGGUGAGUCCCUUCAAGGUGGUUAAGGCAGUGGCAGACAUUAUCAGUUAAGUCGUCAGACUGUUUGCUGGUACCGUUUUAUGCUGUGUGUUAGAGAUUACUAUUUUGUCAGAAUUGUGUUUUGAGUUGGAUGAUGUGUAGGGUAAGGAUUCUAAAUUAUUUCACCCCAUGGGACUCUGAAACUAUCAUUUGUGUGUUGGCAAGCAUUUUGUCAGGCUGUUGUGCGUUUCAGACCAUUGUACAAUGCAGCUUUCGAUUAUGCGUAUAUGUUACAUUGCUACUGC
Molecule: messenger RNA, 2048 nt
Organism: Setaria italica (foxtail millet)
Lineage: Eukaryota; Viridiplantae; Streptophyta; Magnoliopsida; Poales; Poaceae
Product: splicing factor U2af small subunit B
Exons: 3
Coding region: 890-1771 (293 amino acids)
Biological process (GO): mRNA splicing, via spliceosome
Cellular component (GO): U2AF complex; spliceosomal complex
Molecular function (GO): metal ion binding; pre-mRNA 3'-splice site binding
Source: RefSeq, a predicted model, not a curated record